Molecule: messenger RNA, 1073 nt
Organism: Carassius carassius (crucian carp)
Lineage: Eukaryota; Metazoa; Chordata; Actinopteri; Cypriniformes; Cyprinidae
Product: ras-related protein Rab-35-like
Exons: 6
Coding region: 193-798 (201 amino acids)
Biological process (GO): endocytic recycling
Cellular component (GO): plasma membrane; endosome membrane
Molecular function (GO): GTPase activity; GTP binding
Source: RefSeq, a predicted model, not a curated record
GACGAGCACCAUCAGAUCCGCUUGUGAGUGUAGAUGAUGGGUGUGUGAGACUCCGAUAGUCCGCUAAACGAUCAAAUAAACCCGGGGACACGUUAAAACACAUAUACAGCUACCUCUCCGCCGGGAGAGGAGCAGCAGCGGGAGGUUUCGCUGCCUGGAGAGCCUCUCUGAGCGGGGGAGUCGAGCCGGGCCAUGGCGCGGGACUACGAUUACCUCUUCAAGCUGCUCAUCAUCGGCGACAGCGGUGUUGGCAAAAGCAGUUUACUGCUGAGGUUUGCUGAUAACACAUUUUCAGGCAGCUACAUCACCACCAUCGGUGUGGACUUCAAGAUUCGCACGGUGGAGAUCAACGGGGAGAAAGUCAAGCUGCAGAUCUGGGAUACAGCGGGACAGGAGCGAUUCCGGACGAUCACCUCCACGUACUAUAGAGGCACUCAUGGGGUUAUAGUGGUUUAUGACGUCUCCAGCGCCGAGUCGUUCGUGAACGUCAAACGCUGGCUUCAUGAAAUCAAUCAGAACUGUGACGAUGUCUGUCGAAUAUUAGUGGGUAAUAAGAACGAUGAUCCCGCCUCUAAAGUGGUGGAGACCAAUGACGCGCAGAAGUUUGCCGAGCAGAUGGGCAUCCGACUGUUUGAGACCAGCGCCAAGGAGAACAUCAACGUCGAGGACAUGUUCAACUGCAUCACUGAGCUCGUCCUGAAGACACGCAAAGAGUGUGUGGCCAAACAGCAGCAGCAGCAGCAGAGCGAAGUCGUCAAACUGAGCAAGAGCAGCAAACGCAAGAAGAAAUGCUGCUAGUGGACCUGACACACACACACACACACACACACACACACACUGUUGUCUUUGUUUCCCCUGAAGAUCUGCGGCAGAACGGCCAAAUGUGAGCGACUGCAGUAUUAAUGUGACUUAACCAAUCAGGACCACAUAUAAGAUGAUCAUUUUCAUGUGGACCACGUGUGCUGCUCUGCCAACCACUAAGAGACACUUGUUUUGCCUUUUGCUUUCUCUUUUGUCUUUCAUUUUUGUAAAAUUGUAUUUUUUUACUAACAAAUUAUACAAUCAAACACACA